This is a messenger RNA of Haliotis rufescens (red abalone), 3384 nucleotides long. RefSeq lists its product as uncharacterized. Bases 150 to 2783 code for a protein of 877 amino acids. The record is from RefSeq and is a predicted model, not a curated record. Gene Ontology annotation, molecular function: protein binding. The transcript is spliced from 14 exons. NCBI's taxonomy places the organism in Eukaryota, Metazoa, Mollusca, Gastropoda, Lepetellida, Haliotidae.
GCGCCAAUAGGUAGCGACGGGACAGCAAUGGCGCCGAGCAAGUCGAACUAUGGUCACGCGAUAUUAUGGUAUACUGAGUGUGUCUAACACAAUUUCUAGAAUGAACAAGGGCAUCAGAACCUGUUCAGUUCUAGACCAAGCUCAGGAAGAUGAAAAAGGUUGCAAUCAUUGUUAUCGUUGUCAUCGUGGUCAUCAUCGUUGUGGUCACUGACCAGGUACACACAACAGAAACUGAAAUACAAGUUCUCAACUCAGCAGAGAAAUGGAUUUAUACAGGAGACAUGUUGACUGUCCAAUGUGUAUUUACAAAACCUCCAAACAAUCAGACAGCCGUAAGAAUUGAAUCCCAAUUCCAAUUUAACCUGCGUGAUAAUUCAAGUCUUAACAGAGAAAGUAUUGAAAGACGAAUGACCGUACAGUGGAACACCUCAGAGACAAUAAUGAUGACCUUGACCAAUGUCACAAUCCGUGACGUCGGCCAUUACUGGUGUGGGAGUUAUGACAUCAACAAUAUUGUUGAUGUCUGGGUGUAUGAUCCCCUGCAGCGACCUGAAAAUGUCAAAUGUGUGUUCCAUGCCAAGAAGACAGUCAACUGUACUUAUGAUGUGCCUAACAACACGGAACACAACUUCUACACAUGCUACGUUGGAGCCUGCUAUCAGAAUAACUGGAAUCCAAAUAACACAACAUGCACAGAUCCAGGCAGGAGACAGAAGUUACAAAACACAACCAUUCCCCGUCAGUGUAAUUUUGAUUGCCACCCACCUGGUGCUGUUGAUCAAUGCCUGGAGGAUGCCUUCAUUAUCAUCAUCAGCGGCCGACAGCCCAACAAAGAGGUGUCCUACUGCAGUAGUUUCAACCUCAAACAGAUCGAGAAACCAGGUCCUGUAGGAAAUUUAGGAGAAGUCAAAAUUGGCCUAAGUUUCAUCAAACUCACCUGGACUAAACCCGAUCCUGAUGACAAAGAUGGCUACAACUAUACACUCAGGAUCACCGGAGGUCCAAAAGGCUCUCGGGAGCUACACAUACACAAGAAAAGAUAUCAUGUGAAGAAAAGAAUCAAGGGACUUUCAGCAUGGACGAGUUACAACAUUACAGUAACAGCGGACAGAGCCUACCGCGGAGACCCCACCACCAUCAAUGUCCGGACAGAGGAAGAUGUUCCUCUGUCCAGUCCAGUGAUACCCAGUGGGUCCUUCAGUGUCAUAAACUCCACAACACUCAUGUUGUACCCCAAGUCUGUACCGAAGGAAGAGCAACAAGGGGAGAUAAUCCGAUAUGAGACUAUGACCAACAACUACACUUCGUUCUACUCGCUGCUUGUAGAAAGGGAAAAUGGUGGUGGAUGUAGUGUUUCAUUGCGUGCAGCCACCAAAAAAGGACUGUCAGGCCACCGAACCAACUUUACUGUGUCCAGACAAGAUCUGGAGACUCAGUCUAUUGACUACGUGUAUCAGGAGGACGGCGUCUUGAAGUGGAAAGUAUUGAGAGCAGAAAAAUACUUCCGAGUUUAUUACUGCCAUGGGAAAAUGAAGAAGAACAUGAACGUUGCCAGAUGCCAGGAUGAAAUUCAGCAUCAGGAUGUUGCCAGCAGGAUGCAGAUAAAGGAGGAGGACCUGGACUGUGACCCAGAUUGUCUGUAUGCUGUGUCAGGACGUGGACACAGCAGGGCGGGGAUGGUGUGGUCUUCAGAUAAACGAACAGUUGUUGUGAAAGUAGAUGGCCCUGGAACAGGAAUCAUUGUAACGGGAGUUGUCGUCUUAGUGGUUCUUAUAGUUGCCGUUGCCAUUGCUUUAGGAGGAUGUUGCUAUUUCAUGAAGAAAAAGGGAAUGUGCAGUAACUACGUAAUUCAUCUACCCGAAUUCAAGCAUCACCUCCUCGACAACAAGUUUGACACAAAAGAAGAUGUGACAACUCCCAAGCACAAGCCUCUCAGAGAUAGUGGCAAUGCCAGCAUGGGCACCGAUGCCAGUCUGGCAGCAGUCAUGGAUAAAGGAGCUGUGAGGGAGAGGGAGAUGUCGGGAGUCAGUCACCCAUCUGAUCCAACAAUCAAGUGUGAUGCAGACCACCCAGAAAUACACGAAGAGUCAUCCGAAGCAAGGAAGGAGUCUUCACGUAAUCCAGGAAAAGCAUCUGCAUCAGGAGGUUUACAUCCAUCUGCAGGAGGUUUACAUCCAUCUGCAGGAGGAGCACAUCCAUCUGCAGGAGGUUUACAUCCAUCUGCAGGAGGAGCACAUCCAUCUGUAGGAGGUUUACAUCCAUCUACAGGAGGAGCACAUCCAUCUACAGAAGGUUCACAACAAAUUCCAGGCACUUCAGCUGAAGACGUCACAGAGGAGAGCCUGUGGGACAACUCUGGCCAGAGUUGUGUGUCGGAGUACAGGCAGUUUGCCGCAAUAGGGGAUGGAUCUGUGCAGGACUCAAGUAAAGAGGAACAUGAUGACUUGAUUUGGAAGUAUUGUGAUGAACAGACCAUCGACCACUGUCUUCCCUUAUCGGGAUCAGUAAGUUUCGUUGCCAGUUCCUGCUCACAGUCUGGGCCCUCUGCUUCUUCUUAUUCAGCAGUUUUGAUACCCCUGGACUCCAGUUGCAAGGAGUCACGUCACGAUUCUAGUAGCCAGGAGUCCAGUAGCCAGGAGUCACGUCACGAUUCUAGUAGCCAGGAGUCCAGUAGCAAGGAGUCACAUCACGAUUCUAGUAGCCAGGAGUCCAGUAGGCCUCUGAUAUGUAUUACCCAGCCAAAGAGCAGGCAUUUUACAAAAAAGUCUUUGCAGUAUUCUUAAAGGUCAUUCUGAAGUGAUCUGAGACUUCCAAACAAAAGAGGCAAUAUUUCUUUAUUUGUGUCAAAGAACACUGCUUAAAAGGAGUAUUUCAUGUAGUGCAAUUUGUAGAUAGAUAUGUACCCAGCAUGCACAUCACUAUGACAUGAGGGUGAAGCUACACCCACACCACUGCCUGGGGACUUUGGGGAUUGACUGUCUGUAGGAUGACUGUCUGUAGGGUGACUGUCUGUAGGAUGACUGUGGGAUGACUGUCUGUAGGAUGACUGUAGGGUGACCGUCAUAGGUCCAUUAGCAACACCCGAAAUCUCUCCCAUCACGCUUAUCAUGUCGGCCAUUUUGACGUCUUGUACUUGAUGUAAAUGUAUUACGACGUGCUGUCAUGGCAUUGAGGUAGUUCUUAACAGAUCUUUCUCAUCUAAUGCUGAUAUUAUUUGAAUAAAUGUGUUGCGUAAGUUGUUUUAUAUGCUCAUGUCACCUCUGUAUUUGAGAAACUAUUUCACUUCGCGAUAUAACUGGUUGUUGUAUGCCAGUCAGUGUUCACAUGAAGUCACGGUAUUAAAUAAAAUUGUGUAUAGAUCUUGGCCUACAUCCUUUGAGGUAA